Molecule: messenger RNA, 1296 nt
Organism: Homarus americanus (American lobster)
Lineage: Eukaryota; Metazoa; Arthropoda; Malacostraca; Decapoda; Nephropidae
Product: insulin-like growth factor-binding protein-related protein 1
Exons: 6
Coding region: 29-841 (270 amino acids)
Biological process (GO): regulation of cell growth; regulation of signal transduction
Cellular component (GO): extracellular region
Molecular function (GO): insulin-like growth factor binding
Source: RefSeq, a predicted model, not a curated record
CACAGGGUGAGGGUAUCCACCCGGCAUCAUGGGCACUAGAGCGACAGGAGUAACUAAGGAUAUGGCUAAGGGAGUUAUUCUCAGCGUCACAGCAGCCUUUUUGGUUGCCGUGGCUGUGGCCCAAGACAUCGAUAUAUCAUGUGGAGAGUGUGACAGGUCGCUAUGUCCUGAAGUGGAAGAUUCUUGCCUAGGAGGCUUACUGCUGGACACGUGCGGGUGCUGCCAGGUGUGUGCCCGGGGUCUUGGCCAGCUCUGUGAGAACCAAACCCUCAACAUUCCCUCCCCUUCACAGUACGGCAUCUGCGGGGAAUACCUCGUCUGCCUCACCCGAACCGACACUGGCAAUACAGGUGAGGCAACUUGCCAGUGUGAGGACGACGGUGUGGUAUGUGGUUCAGACGGUGUCACCUACACCACCCUUUGUCACCUGCUGCAGGACACUACAGAAAAGCCUGAUCUCCAUGUUGCUGUCAGGGGCCCUUGCGAAGCAACCCCUAUAAUCAAGUCCCGAUCAGAGGAUAAGAUACGACCAUUGGGUAGCAUCUUGGUGCUGGAUUGUGAGGCUUUUGGUUAUCCUGUUCCUGAGAUUACUUGGGAACUCAACCGCCCUGAUGGUUCAUCAGUCAAAUUGCCAGGAGAUGACGCCUCUUUUGCUGUUCAAGUUCGUGGAGGUCCCGAACCCUAUAUGGUUACUGGAUGGGUUCAGAUCAUGCGUGUUACUAAGGAAAGCCUUGGUAUCUACACUUGCGUGGCAACUAAUACUGAGGGAGAAGUCCGUGCCUCUACAACUGUUUCUGAAGAGAAACAUGGUGAAAAAGAAGCUACAGUGCAAGAACUGUAACCAUCUAAAUCAGCGUCGAGACAGGCACGAUGUCAGCUGUAACACUGCCAUAGUAUUUAGUUUUCUUAUCUGCACUGGCAUCUUACCAUUCAUUUUAAAUGCUUUCAUGUCUCAUAAUAACUGAAAUCACUACUGUAUACAGUACAUAUGUAUCGAGUAUAAUUUUACUUAAUGACGAUAUAAAUCAGAUGUACAUUGCAGUAAUAUAAUAUUGGAACUUCCAUGACUGAAUGGCAUCAAAAGGAGUACAGUUUAUAUACCUAUAUUUCACAUUUGAUGUCGACUUCAAAAUUACACCUUGUUAUAAGUUUGGACAUAUUAUUUGAAUGCAUAACUGGUGAAGUCACUAGGCUAGCAUUAACUAUGAAAAUACUUACACUGGUAUCAUUACUUUUAAUGUGAAAAUGUGAGCUUUGUAUUGUUGUUUAAAUGUUUAAUAAAUUCUAGAAACUGAA